AUGCUGCGCGUGAGCCGUGUUGGCUUCACCUUAGUAACGGCUGGUGCCAUCAAGCAAGCCGCCACAACGCUGAAUAGUCUCUUGGACAUAUCUGGCGGGAAGACCCCCGUGCCGCGCGAUGAGCUCAAGGCGUUCUUGAAGGGGUCCGUCAUGCCCAUAAUGGCCGGGACGGAGUUGGACCGCCGGGGGAACUCCAGCGAUCUUCGCUCCUCCCUCGGGCAGCUCACACGCGACGCAGCCUUCGCGGCGACCAUUGUCAAUGCGAAUCCAGACGCAAAUUUUGUCCGCAGCAUCACUGCCUGCAUCACGCACGACUACGAGCGCAUGCGUUUUGUGUCGAAAAUGACCUCUGCGCAGGCAAGCAAGACGAUCGAGUACUUGUGCAAGGUUGGCGUGAAGAACGCGGCCGUGUUUCCGGUGCUCAUCUCCCGGCUUGACUACUCGAAUCUACACGAACUGGCUCGCGUCAUGCUGGCGCUCGCGGAAUCGCAGCUGCAUGAGUUGAACAUGCUGGUGGUGGUGCCCCUCUACUGUGGCGAUAAGUGGGCGGUGGAGGUGCACAACGGUAGUAGUGGCAAUAGCAGCUCCUCCGAGACGGCUAGCGCCAGCCAACCGGCGCGCUCGAGCAACGUGUUUGAGGCAGUGCGAGUGCUUCGUGCGCUGUCCAAGUCGUGCAGAAAAUGUGUGGAGGACCGGCGCAGCGCCUCAUCGCACAGCUUAGCGGAGCUGCCUCGUGAUAGUCUGCACCUGCUGCGCAACAACCUCGUGAAGUUCAUUUUUGAGCAUGGCCGCCUUCUGCGCGGAUCUCAUUGGGUAAACGUGGCACGCGCGCUCAUCCUCUUUCCAGGUGAACUCAGCGAACUGCGGCAGCUGGCGGUGGUGUGCCCCCAAAUAGUAGAGGAAGUGCAAGUGGCAUGUUUCGGGGGAGCAAAGCUGGAAGACCCGCGGAGCUGUCCCGUCACCUGCGAGACUGUCGCAAGCGCGGCCAUUCGGCACGUCUUUGACUACGCUGAACACCGUCGUGAGAUCCCGAAGGAGUCCGCAGAAAAACAUCCCAGCGGAGAAUUUCCGUUUGAUCUCUCCUACCCCGACCUCGUCAAGUUGUUACCGAUGCUGGAGCAAAUAGCGAGUGGAAAAGCUGCCGCCGCGAAAGGCAGUGCCUCAGAGCAGGACGCCCGCGUGAUGACUGCACUGAAUGCCAUCUCUGUCAAUGCGCACCACCUUCUUCUGCGGGAUCUUGUGAAGGUGCUACAGACACUUCGACGGAUGCCGCCGUCGGAGGGCGCGACGGCAGCGGUGAACGUCAUCGCCGCACUGGUCGGAAGUCGUCUCUGUGAGUGCCCCCCUGCCGAGCUCGUGCAAAAGGUGUCCUUUCGCACCAUCGCCCAAUUCGCCGCGACGCUCUCUGCCUUGCGCGUCACGCGCUGCGACGACUUCGUCAGUUUUGUCUCGAGGGGUGCCACCUUCUUUCCUCGCUCGCUGACCGUGGAAACGACGGUGUCCUUCGCGAACGCUCUGGCGAAUGCGGCGAGCAAUCGGUCGGCCUCGUGCCACGCGGCGAUGAGAACGCUGCUGGGGCGCCUUGUCAACAACUACGAGGAGGAGCUGCAAGUCGCCCCUCUUGUCAGUGCGCACCCGCACGCCGUGACGAAGAUACUGCGAGCUUGUGUGUUGCUCGAUUACAUCCCCGAGACGCGUCUGCUGGAGCGGCUCCUUGGCUCGGCCGAGGUGCCCAUACAGUUUACGUCCGACGUGCACGACGCAGGCGGCGCGCUUGUCUUCGGUUUGACGCGCACCAUGACCCACUUCCUGAGGCAGGCUCGCAGUGAGUGCCCCCAACGUGUAGAGGAGUUGUGGGCGCAAAACGUUCUGCGUACCCUGCUCCCGCUAGCUGUCGAGUGCACAAAGCACGCAGCAACUCGCGUAAGUGCUACGCGGUGGGACGGGGUGGCCGCGUACACAGCCGUGUCGUGGCGCUCCACACUUGAGAUGCUCACGGCCUUUGUCGACCCGUCGCUGGCGCACAACACCGCCGAGGAGACGGCGCAGCGCCUGGUGGAGGCGUUUCCGCUGUGCGCUGAGUUGCUGACCGACGCGGCAUCUAUGACUCGUUCGCAGAUCGGGCUGUUGGCGAAGAGUGCAUCGAGUGCAACGGACCUGCGACACCGCUUGCAGCAGACGUCGUUCAAUUCAACCUGUCCCGUGCAUUUCCUCUCCAGCCUCCUCAUCUUUGAAUACCUUGUCUAUCAGGCUGGGUCGCAGUCGUCGUCGCCAAAAAGCACGGCUGUGUCGGAAGACUUGAAGGUACGGCUGACUUCGCUGAAAGAUGCUGCCUACGCAGCACUGCUCAACUCUCCUGUGCAAGAAGGCAUCUUAGUCACGCCAAUGGACGUGGUGCACAGCAUCUUUGACUGCCCUUUAUCGAAAACCGAUGCCGCGGCGUCGUCGUCUUCUACCUCUGACCCUACAGCGAUUUUAUUAAGCAAGCGGGAUGCGCUGGAGAUAACGACCAACCUGCCGUUUGCGCUGUCUCUGGUAAUGAACCCUGGCCCCGUGAACGAGUACUUCACGGAGCGCUGCAUGUCUCUCAUGGUCAGUGAGGAUGAUGCAUAG
Molecule: messenger RNA, 2613 nt
Organism: Leptomonas pyrrhocoris
Lineage: Eukaryota; Euglenozoa; Kinetoplastea; Trypanosomatida; Trypanosomatidae
Exons: 1
Coding region: 1-2613 (870 amino acids)
Source: RefSeq, a predicted model, not a curated record